UCCUCCCCCCGUGUGGAGCUGAGAUGACAGUCUGAGACGGAGCUCCGAGAGAGAGCAACAAGUCUGUGAGAGAGAAACUGAGAAUUAAAGAAGAGAAACUAAAGAGUUUCUGUUUCCUUUAAGAGAAAUACUUCAUAACGAGCCUCCUGUUGGAUUAAUCUGUGUGGAGAGUCCGUGAACUCAGGAACAGAGUGAAGGUGUCAUGGCCGCCCACUUCACUGAACUUCCCUCCUAGACUCGACCGAGAUAAGGACAUACACACCUAAAUAUCAACACAAACUCCUUAGGCUUUAAGUGUGUGUGUGUGUGAGGGAUGACAACCUCCCAUCUGAACGGCCAUGUUGCCGGAGAGGGAGGCGGAGGCGGUGGAGGAGGAGGAGGAGAUGAAGAACUGAGACAGCAGCACAGGGAAAUGGCCGUUGACUGUCCGGGAGAGCUGGGGAGUCGAACGCUACCGGUCCGAAGAUCCGCACAGCUGGAGCGGAUACGACAGCACCAGGAGGAUCUUCGUCGUCGUAGGGAGGAGGAGGGUCGACAGCUGGACCUGAACGCCUCGCUCAGACUCAGGAAGCUCUCCCAGAAUCCUCACAUCGGCAUCGACAACCCCACAUUCCUCCAAGACACGCCGCAUCAGCAAGCGCUUGGCAGCCAGCACACACAUGCACUGCUGGAGUUGGAGGAGCUGCUGCUCUCCCUGAAGCAGGUCCGCGGCUGCCUGUCUGACCAGCAGAGUCUGAAUGACGUGGAGCUGGUUCUUGCACUAUUAAACAAGUCUGAUUUCCAGUCAGCACUGAAGAUCCAUAAUGCCGUGGCCUCCAGCAUGCACAGACCGUCUCCUCCGUACCCUCACACACAGCAGGCUCUUCAGCUGGCCAUGGAGGUCAGGAAUCUCAUCCAGCCAGCCCAGAACAAAGAGGGACUCGAACUCCAAAGCCUGCUGUCAGACACACACCUCCAGUCCUUGCUCCUGGCUCAUGACAGCAUAGCAGAGAGGGAGAUGCAGCCUGAGCCGCUGCCCGCCCAAGGAGAAACUCUGACCCAGUGGGGAGGAGAGACUGUCAAGAUAGUUCGCAUAGAGAAGGCCCCGGACAUACCACUGGGGGCGACAGUUCGUAACGAGAUGGAGAGCGUUGUGAUCAGUCGUAUCGUUCGAGGCGGAGCGGCCGAACGGAGCGGACUUCUAACCGAAGGAGACGAAGUGCUGGAGAUCAACGGGAUAGAGAUCAGAGGGAAAGACGUCAACCAGGUCUUUGACAUCCUCGCGGACAUGCACGGCCUCCUGACCUUUGUGCUUAUUCCCAGCUCUCAGAGCAAACCUCCUCCCGUCAAAGAGAACGUGGUCCACGUGAAAGCACACUUUGACUACGACCCCUCAGACGACCCUUACGUGCCGUGCAGAGAGCUCGGCUUGUCUUUCCAGAAAGGAGACAUCCUGCACAUCAUCAGCCAGGCAGACCCGAACUGGUGGCAGGCGUACAGGGACGGAGACGAGGACAACCAGCCGCUCGCCGGACUGGUCCCAGGGAAGAGCUUCCAGCAGCAGAGAGAGGCCAUGAAGCAAACGAUAGAAGAAGACAAGGAGCCUGAGAAGUCUGGGAAGCUUUGGUGUGCAAAGAAAAACAAGAGGAAGAGAAAGAAGCUGCUCUACAACGCUCACAAAAAUGAUGAUAUGGAUAACGAUGAGGUCCUCACCUACGAGGAGAUGGCGCUCUACCACCAGCCGGCCAAUAGAAAGCGGCCAAUCGCUCUGAUUGGUCCGACCAGCUGCGGGCAGACGGAGCUCAGACAGAGACUCCUCAACAACCAACCGGAGCGCUUUGCCGGGGCCGUACCUCACACCACACGGAAUCGCAGAGAUGGCGAGCUGAGCGGUCGAGAUUAUCAAUUCGUGUCUCGUCAGACGUUUGAGGCCGAGCUGGCAGCAGGAAAGCUGAUCGAGUCCGGUGAGUUUGAGAAGAACCUCUACGGGACGAGUACGGACUCAGUGAGACAAGUCAUCAACACUGGAAAAAUCUGUGUGCUCUGUCUGCACACCCAGGCUCUGAGGGUGCUGAGGAGCUCCGACCUGAAGCCUUACAUCAUCUUCAUCGCUCCGCCCUCUCAGGAGAGACUCAGAGCCUUACUGGCGAAAGACAACAAGAACCCCAAGCCCGAGGAGCUGCGUGACAUCAUCGAGAAAGCCCGGGAGAUGGAGCAGAGCUGCGGUCACCUGUUCGACGCCGUCAUCGUGAACCUGGACCUGGACAAAGCCUUCAACGAGCUGCUACGACUCAUCAACAAACUGGACACUGAGCCGCAGUGGGUGCCCUGCUCCUGGCUGCGCUGAACACACACUCACACACUCACACACACACUCACACACCAUUUAAAGAGUAGACGAUGGAGUCACACUUCUAGAGAUUUAACAAACUGGAACCUGAAAUGCGACUAGAAAUUAAGACAGAGUGUUAGGGUCAGUGUGACGAGCGUGAGGUCAUAUAUGAGAUAUAAGUUUUAUAAUCACAUUUAAAGGUCCUUUAAGUCGAUGUUAGGAGAGUAACUUAGAGAAAAGACGUGAUUAUUUUGCAGAUUAAACUACCUGCAUCCUCAUCUCUGAACUGUGAAUGUUCCCUCAGAGCUCAGCUGCCUUUAAAUCACCUCAGACUCUAAAUCUGCUGUCGUGAACUUUGAGUUCUGCGUGCUCCAGCUGCCUCAGACACAUCCAGGUGUGAGAGUUAUACUUCACCUUCAUGCUUCUUUUAUUAUAAUAUCACACAGACUGUAAACUAGUAAGGCUUCCCUUAAAGAUGCACCUCAAUGAAACCUGUAAUCAAGUGUGUAACGUUAAAAAUGACCGGAUAUGACAGUAAAAAUCUAGUAUUUUCAUUCUUCUUCUUUGAUUUCAACACUGUCUCACAUAUCCUGACUGCAUUUUAUCAUUUUAAAGAGCCUUUUGUCAUCUAAAUGAUCACUUUCUUUCUCUAAAGUAACUCCUCAAAUAAACCCCAGUGUUGAAUUCAUGGUGGGGCUCUUGUAACGCCUCCUUUACGAGUGAAUAGAUCAGCUGUGAAGUCUUAACUCCUGAAACAUUUAAGACUCUUGGAGUUUAAGCGUGCACCCCAUGUACGGAGGCUUUAGUCAACCACUUCCUGUCUUCAGUUGUCCUUUCAAAAUAAGGCGAAAUACCCCAAAAUAUCACUUAAAUUGUCCUAUAACAAAUAUAAUAACUGUAAAAUAUUAUGACCUUUUAUUCCCAGAUCUUUUUGAACUCUCUGUUUUUAAUCAUUGACCCUGAUACUCUGUCGUACCGCAGAAAGUAACUCCACAAACAUUGACCUGGAGGCUCGUGUAAAGCGGUUUUAAAGAAGCCAGAACGAACUGAUCUCAGACGAUGUCUUUCCUGAAGCGUCAUCUCUUCACUCAAACACUGAUCUCUCUUUUCCUUUCUCUUCUCCUCACGUCUCUUAGUGCGACCAAAAUACGGACCUGGAACUUUUUUUUUAACUUUCCUUCUUUGUGUCUGUUUUACUCUCUGAAAUGUCCGGCCUCAUUAAGAAGCAUCCUGUGAUCAUUUCAACUGUUAUGAUUAGAAAUAUUUAAAUUAUUUUUAACUUUUUGCAGUGCUGAAAUCCUUGUAAACGUUUGAUUUUGUACUCUUGAUUUUUUUAUUGAAUAACUCCGGCUCGGAGAGUUUGAGAACUGAGGAGGAAAUGUGAAAUCAAACUCAGAGUACAAAUUUAAAUCCACGCUGAGCCUCCACACGUACUGCUCUGAACACGUUCUGUGUCUUACAUGCUGACUCUCCUCUGUACUGAGGAGGAUUUAUGGCCUGAGGGGACAUCCCUAACUGACUGGUGUAUGACUGACUGACUGUCCUGUUAACUGAACACUAUUUACCAUAUUCACCCUGCAUCCAUUUUCACACUGACGUCAUCACGCUCAGGGAGGAGCCUCGAUCACUGUUAUCAAAAGGAACAUGUUGUUCAAGAAGGACAAUGUAUUUGCGAAAUGAAGUGUGACAUGAGUCCAAAUUUAGAGAAGACAGCAGCUUUUUCUUAGGCUGAGAAUGAAGCUUACACAAAAACGCCAAAAACUGCAGUUCCUAAAGUGGCCACACGAGGCUGGCUCCAAAAGUGAGUCGAUCCUCAUUAAGCUUCAUGUUGUAUUUCAAACUUUACAACCCUGCACAAGAAACAUUUUCAGUCAUUAAAGCACAUUUAUUUUUCAAGACAGCUGUGCAUGGGUUGAAUUUUGAAUAACUCCAUAAUUUAAGUUAUAGCAAGUUUCAAAUAUGCAUAAUUAGGGGCGUGGCCUAUUUGAGUGACAGGAAUUGAUUCACUGAAUUCAACGCCUUGGCCAUGUUUGAUGACGGUGCCUUGUGGACAUUUUACAUGCAAAAUAAGAGACAAAUAAUUUGUCUUGCUAUGUCUUUCUCAUCUUGAGGACACACCUGACAGAGUUUGCAUUCUUACUUUUUAUAAUCUGCAUCAUGAUGUCGUUAUUUCAGCAACUUUAAGACCCGGAAAUUGCAAGAAAAUCUGUCUUUUCAGCCUUAGUUUGCUGAAGCAGCCUGAGUGAAGCCUCUGUAAAACCUACAGUUAACAGUGAAACUGAGACUCACCAGAAACAGAUCAAUUGAUGUAAUGAACCAAGAACUGAUGGUGUUAAUUUUGCAGACACAUGCAAAGGAACCACUUUCAAAACAGGGCACAGAAAAGGAAGUCUAGGCUUGAUGUUGCUGAUAUCUAACCGCUAGUUUAACCCUGAGGCAAGACCGGCAUCAUCAGACAACAGCUGAUGGGUUUCGGCUGAUCAACAGUUAGUCAGAACUGCUUCAGUUACAGGACCUGCAGCCUCAAACAAAGCUGCCCAUCAUCCGUUUGAAACACCUGAUCUCUCCGUCCUGAGCGUGACUCCAGGAAAGCGGACGCUGUGUGAAUAUCAUGAAAUGCAAUAAACACUAAAACAAAG
Molecule: messenger RNA, 4950 nt
Organism: Notolabrus celidotus (New Zealand spotty)
Lineage: Eukaryota; Metazoa; Chordata; Actinopteri; Labriformes; Labridae
Gene: pals1a
Product: membrane protein, palmitoylated 5a (MAGUK p55 subfamily member 5)
Exons: 17
Coding region: 314-2326 (670 amino acids)
Biological process (GO): establishment or maintenance of epithelial cell apical/basal polarity; morphogenesis of an epithelial sheet; generation of neurons
Cellular component (GO): plasma membrane; adherens junction
Molecular function (GO): protein binding
Source: RefSeq, a predicted model, not a curated record